CUUAGCUUUUCUCUCUGUAUAAUCAAGAACCUAUGUCAGUUAAGACUUUAAUUGCGUACCUCUCACUUUUCUUUUAUUGUGGGUAGGAAUCUUUUUGUUUGCUUUUAGUCUAAGCAAGGCAAUAAUAGUGUGUGAAGUGAACAGAAAACUUGGGAUCUUUUUGUUUGUUUGGCUUUGCUUGUGUACUGCGAAGUUUCGAGUGUUUGUUGUUCACGGUACUAUAUUUGUUUCCCAUACGUAUUUCCUAUUGCUUUAGCUUUAGGAUCAAAGGUUAACGCUAGUGGAAGAUUGGUAGAAAUGAGUAGUAGAUGUUGUUUAUGGAUUCAAUUUGAGGCUUGCCUCAGAAGGAAGCCUCUUUUUUCUUUGUGCUUGUAUAUUGGAGGUUAUUUUCAAGCUCUUACUGGUUUAAUGAUGAGAAAGCUGAAAGAGAAAUGCAGAGCCCUCUUCAGUAGCAGAGGUUGUUUUGGAUGUUGUACUAAGCCGCCACUUAUAAUAUCUGUGGAUGAGCCAUCCAAGGGGCUUAAAAUUCAAGGUCAUCGGGUAAAAAGACCCAGCAUAAAAGAGGAUUUUUGGAGUAGCAGCACAUAUGAAAUGGAGAAUAGUGCAUUUCCAUCCCAAAGAAGUGUUUCUUCAAUUAGCACUUCGAAUCUGACUCUUGACCAGCAGGGUACCAGCAGCAGCACUAGCAACCCUACUGAGUUUGUAAAUCAUGGACUUUUCCUUUGGAAUCAGACAAGGCAGCUGUGGAUUGGAGACAAGGAGUCCAAAAGACCCAAGCAACCUCAAGAGCCCAAAUUAGGGUGGAAUGCAACUUACGAGAGUCUGCUUGGUACCAAUAAACCUUUUCCUCAGCCCAUCCCUCUACCAGAAGUGGUAGAUUUUCUUGUUGAUAUUUGGGAGCAGGAGGGACUGUACGAUUGAGUUGUCAUAGAUGAGAUACAUUUGUCGACUCUCAUUAUUCCUUUGUUAUUGUAACUUGCAUGAAAUUUUACCAAAGAUGUCCAAAUGUUUAUACCGACAUAUGGAGCAACCAAGGGACUCGAGGCACGGACGGUUGCAGGUGCAACCGUCCCUGCCAAUUUUAGUUGAUAAUCAACUGCGCGUAACUUUCUUUGUACAUUGUGUAACUUUUUUUUCACAGGAUGUAUUUUCACAACAGAUAGUGGUGGGCCCCACACUUGGUGCGGAAAUCGAGUUACAUGGUGUAAUCUCAGCCGCACAAAAUUUUGAGGGCCAAUCUUGGCCCUUAACCGUGCAAGGAUGGUCAUCAGUAUGACCGUCCCUGCCCCAAAUCCAGCAACCAAGUUGGUGUGCUCUUUGUCCUUGUUGAUAGUGAUGAUUGAUGGUAUUUAGUCAUGCAGCAAAUGGUCUUCCUUUGUUACUGUUGCUCUUUGCUGCAUCAGGACCUUGUUGCUAGUCAAUUAUUGGGAACAUUCUCCACUAAGUGUCCACGUCUGCUUUGCAAGCGUCUUUAGCUCACAUUGAGGAUUUAUGUGAAGCAGAUUCCUGCUCUAUAGCUGUUCAAGAAUCCCAAAAGUUUGAUCUGGACGACCUUUCCUAA
This is a messenger RNA of Coffea arabica (coffee), 1561 nucleotides long. RefSeq lists its product as uncharacterized. NCBI's taxonomy places the organism in Eukaryota, Viridiplantae, Streptophyta, Magnoliopsida, Gentianales, Rubiaceae. The record is from RefSeq and is a predicted model, not a curated record.